Molecule: messenger RNA, 5157 nt
Organism: Microcebus murinus (gray mouse lemur)
Lineage: Eukaryota; Metazoa; Chordata; Mammalia; Primates; Cheirogaleidae
Source: RefSeq, a predicted model, not a curated record
CUACAGGGAAGGAAAUCUGAGGCCCAGCGAGUGAAGUGACUUGCUGGACGUCACUGAGCCGAGGAGAUGACGAAACCCGGAUUGGAGCCCAUGCCUUCUAACUCCCAGCUCGGACAGCCUCUUGUCCUGGGGAUGCCUGAGUUCACUAUUGCAGGGGCACUACUACUGCCCAUCUAGGGACGCAACAUCUCGGGCGGGCCCUACGAAGGCCUCCUCCCAGCCGACUGGGACGAAGGGAGAGCCCUGUGGAGAAAGAGCCGCCAGGCGAGUGGGCGCGGAGCGGUAGGCGGGAGCCUCAAUCUUGCCCCGCCAGCUGGCGGCGCGGCCGGGCGCUCGGGCUCCUGCGCUGUGACUGGCCGGCCUCUCCAGCCAGCGUCGCGAUUGGUCCUCCUGCGGCCGUUGAGAUUUGAACUCCGUAUUUGUGGCUUCGCCCGCGCUGUCCUUGGCUCAGAGGCGGGCCUUUGCCUCUGCCUGCGGGCGAUUGGUCGGAUUCCCCGCCAACUUGAAAAUUGCCUCGCUGAUUGGUGCGUAUUGUGCACUCGUGUUUCUCUCUUCCAUUUCAGCCCAACUUCCAGAGUUCGAGUAGCGGCGGGUGAGAUCCCCAGCCCUGUGACCCAGCGGGAGAAGGAUGUCUCCCCAACUGUAUGAGUUCCAUCUGCCCUUAUCCCCAGAGGAGUUGCUGAAAAGUGGAGGAGUGAAUCAGUAUGUUGUGCAAGAGGUACUGUCCAUCAGACAUCUUCCUGCACAGCUUAGAGCAUUUCAGGCUGCCUUCCAAGCUCAGGGGCCCCUGGCUAUGCUGGAGCACUUUGAUACUAUCUACAGCAUUUUACACCACUUUCGAAGUAUAGAUCCUGGCCUCAAAGAAGAUACUCUGGAAUUCCUGAUAAAAGUGGUAUCCCGCCACUCCCAGGAACUUCCAACCAUCCUGGAUGAUACAUCUUUGAGUUUAUCAGAUAGAAACGCCCAUCUAAAUGCCCUCAAAAUGAACUGUUAUGCUCUGAUACGCCUUUUGGAAUCCUUUGAGACUAUGACCUGCCAGACAAGCCUCAUGGACCUGGACCUUGGUGGGAAGGGUAAGAAAGCCCGGAUGAAGGCAGCCCAUGGCUUUGACUGGGAGGAAGAGAGGCAACCAAUUCUUCAGCUUCUAACACAGCUGCUCCAAUUGGACAUUCGUCAUCUGUGGAACCAUUCAGUAAUUGAAGAGGAAUUUGUCAGUUUGGUUACUGGCUGUUGCUACCGCCUUCUGGAGAAUCCCACCAUUAGUCACCAGAAGAACCGCCCCAUCCGGGAAGCCAUAACACACCUGCUUGGUGUGGCCUUGACACGUUAUAACCAUAUGCUCAGUAAGUUAUCCCUCUGCUUUGCCCUACCUUUUUCAUUUUGCCCACAAUUUCUCAUGUUUAGUACUUCCACAGGUGCCACUGUGAAGAUCAUCCAGAUGCUGCAGCACUUUGAACACCUGGCACCUGUCCUGGUGGCAGCUGUGAGUCUGUGGGCCACUGAUUAUGGAAUGAAGAGCAUAGUGGGAGAGAUUGUAAGAGAGAUUGGACAGAAGUGUCCCCAGGAGCUGAGUCGGGACCCUUCAGGAGCAAAGGGCUUUGCAGCCUUCCUGAUAGAACUAGCAGAACAUGUCCCAGCUGUUCUGAUGUCCAGUAUGUGCAUUUUGUUAGAUCAUCUGGAUGGAGAGAAUUACGUGAUGCGCAAUGCUGUGCUAGCAGCCAUGGCAGAGAUGGUAUUGCAGGUUCUGAAUGGUGAUCAACUGGACCAAGCAGCCAGAGACACCAGAGACCAGUUCUUAGAUACCUUACAAGCCCAUGGCCAUGAUGUCAACUCCUUUGUGCGAAGCCGUGUUUUACAGUUAUUCACCCGCAUUGUCCAGCAGAAGGCUCUCCCCCUGACACGUUUCCAGGCAGUGGUGGCCUUAGCAGUGGGACGUCUGGCAGACAAGUCAGUGUUAGUAUGUAAAAAUGCCAUCCAGCUGCUGGCCAGUUUUCUAGCCAAUAAUCCUUUUUCCUGCAAGCUUAGUGAUACUGACCUUGCUGGACCACUGCAGAAGGAGACCCAGAAAUUACAAGAGAUGAGGGCCCAGAGGCGAACUGCAGCUGCUUCUGCAGUGCUAGACCCAGAUGAGGAGUGGGAAGCCAUGCUGCCAGAGUUAAAGUCUACCCUGCAGCAGCUUCUGAAGCUUCCCCAGGAAGAAGAGGAAAUUGCUGAGCACAUUACUAAUAUAGAGACCCCUGAAGAGGUGAAAGGACGCAUCUGUCAGCUGCUUGCCAAAGCUAGUUACAAGCAGGCCAUCAUUCUCACUCGAGAAGCCAUAGGCAGCUUCCAGGAGUCUGAACCCUUCAGUCACAUAGACCCAGAGGAGUCAGAGGAGACCACGUUCCUGAAUCUCUUAGGAAUUAUCUUCAAAGGUCCAGCAGCUUCUACACAACAGAAGACCAGGUCUGCAGGGAACAUGGUCCCAGGACAGGUCUCAGGACAGACUGUCUGUAAAGAUAAGGUGUCAGAGCCUGAGGAAUCCAGGGAAAGUGAUGAACUGGUGAAGCAGGAGAUGCUGGUGCAGUAUCUGCAGGAUGCCUAUACCUUCUCUCGGAAGAUUACUGAGGCCAUUGGCAUCAUCAGCAAGAUGAUGUAUGAAAACACAACUUCAGUGGUGCAGGAGGUGAUUGAAUUCUUUGUGAUGGUGUUCCAAUUUGGGGUACCCCAGGCCCUAUUUGGGGUGCGUCGCAUGCUGCCUCUCAUCUGGUCUAAGGAACCUGGUGUCCGGGAAGCUGUGCUUAAUGCCUACCGCCAACUGUACCUCAACCCCAAAGGGAACUCUGCCAGAGCCAAGGCCCAGGCUUUGAUUCAGAAUCUAUCUUUGCUGCUAGUGGAUGCCUCAGUUGGGACGAUUCAGUGUCUUGAGGAAAUUCUCUGUGAGUUUGUGCAAAAGGAUGAGUUGAAACCAGCAGUGACCCAACUGCUGUGGGAGCGGGCCACUGAGAAGGUCCCCUGCUCUCCUCUGGAGCGCUGUUCCUCUGUCAUGCUUCUUGGCAUGAUGGCACGAGGAAAACCAGAAAUAGUGGGAAGCAACUUAGACACGCUGGUGAGCAUAGGGCUGGAUGAGAAGUUUCCACAGGACUAUAGGCUGGCCCAACAGGUGUGCCAUGCCAUUGCCAACAUCUCUGACAGGAGAAAGCCUUCUCUGGGCAAACGUCACCCUCCUUUCCGGCUGCCUCAGGAACACAGGUUAUUUGAGCGGCUACAGGAGACGAUCACAAAAGGCUUUGUCCACCCAGACCCACUCUGGAUCCCAUUCAAAGAAGUGGCAGUGACCCUCAUUUACCAACUGGCAGAGGGCCCCGAGGUGCUAUGUGCCCAUAUAUUGCAUAGCUGUGCAAAGCAGGCCCUGGAGAAGCUGGAGGGGGAGAGCACCUCCCAAGAGGACCCAAAGGAGACCCCCCCUAGGCUCCCCACUUUCCUGUUGAUGAACCUGCUGUCCCUGGCUGGGGAUGUGGCUCUGCAGCAGCUGGUACACUUGGAACAGGCAGUGAGUGGAGAGCUCUGUCGGCGCCGAAUUCUUCAGGAAGAACAGGAGCAUAAGACCAAAAAUCCAAAGGAGAAGAAUACAAGCUCUGAGACCACCAUGGAGGAGGAGCUGGGGCUGGUUGGGGCGACUGCUGAUGACACAGAGGCAGAACUGAUCCGUGGCAUCUGUGAGAUGGAACUAUUGGAUGGCAAACAGACACUUGCUGCCUUUGUUCCACUUUUGCUUAAAGUCUGUAACAACCCUGGCCUCUAUAGCAACCCAGAGCUGUCUGCAGCUGCUUCACUUGCCCUUGGCAAGUUCUGCAUGAUCAGUGCCACCUUCUGUGACUCCCAGCUUCGUCUUCUGUUCACCAUGCUAGAAAAGUCUUCACUCCCCACUGUCCGGUCUAACCUCAUGGUUGCCACUGGGGAUCUGGCCAUCCGCUUCCCAAACCUAGUGGACCCCUGGACACCUCAUCUCUAUGCUCGCCUCCGGGACCCAGCUCAGCAAGUGCGGAAAACAGCAGGGCUGGUGAUGACCCACCUGAUCCUCAAGGACAUGGUGAAGGUGAAGGGGCAGGUGAGCGAGAUGGCGGUGCUGCUCAUCGACCCUGAGCCUCAGAUUGCUGCCCUGGCCAAGAACUUCUUCAAUGAGCUUUCCCACAAGGGCAACGCAAUCUAUAAUCUCCUUCCAGAUAUCAUCAGCCGCCUGUCAGACCCUGAGGCGGGAGUGGAGGAAGUGCCUUUCCACACCAUCAUGCGGCAGCUCCUCUCCUACAUCACCAAGGACAAGCAGACAGAGAGCUUGGUGGAAAAGCUGUGUCAGCGGUUUCGCACAGCCCGAACUGAGCGGCAGCACCGGGAUCUGGCCUACUGUGUAUCACAGCUGCCCCUUACAGAGCGAGGCCUCCGCAAAAUGCUUGACAAUUUUGACUGCUUUGGACAUAAACUGUCAGAUGAGUCCAUCUUCAGUGCUUUUUUGUCAGUUGUAGGCAAACUACGGCGUGGGGCCAAGCCUGAGGGCAAGGCUAUAAUAGAUGAAUUUGAGCAGAAGCUGCGGGCUUUUCACACCAGAGGGUUGGAUGGAAGAGAGGAGCUUGAGAUUGGCCAAGGAGGUAGCCAGAGAGCCCCAUCAGCCAGGAAACAAUCCACUGUCUCUAGGCACCAGCCUCUGGCUUCUGCAAUCUCAGACAAUGGUUUUGUCACACCUGAGCCCCGCCGGGCUACCCGUCGCCACCCAAAUACUGAGCAGCGAGUUUCCAAAAAGAAACCCAAAGUUGUCUUCUCAAGUGAUGAGUCCAGUGAGGAAGAGCUUUCAGCAGAGAUGACAGAAGAUGAGACACCCAAGAAAACAACCCCCAUCCGCAGAGCAUCCACUCGCAGGCACAGAUCCUAGCAAGUCUUCUCGCCUCUUCCCAUCCCUCUUGUGCAAGGUAUCUUGUUGGAUGCCUUGAAUUCCAAUUCCGUUCCCCUUGUAAAAUAUUUAUUGCCUGUCUCCUAUGUAUUUUUUUAAAUACAUAAAUGAUCUUUAAAAUGCAGGGCAUUUCUCUUAAACUAGCAUAACUGAACUUCAUUCCACUGCUUUCACUUUGGAAUAUAUGUUUGCCAAUCUCCUUGUUUUCUAACAAUAAAUGCUUUUAUAGACUU